AUGGCAAACUCAGCCCUUGAGUUACUUGGCUUCUCCCUGAGUUUGCUCGGCCUAAUCGGGACGUUAAUUGCGACUAUCCUGCCGCACUGGUGGCGAACAGCACACGUAGGCACCAAUAUUAUCACAGCUGUGGCCUAUAUCAAGGGGCUGUGGAUGGAGUGUGUCUGGCACAGCACCGGCGUCUACCAGUGCCAGGCUCACCGCUCCCAGCUGGCACUGCCCCCUCACCUCCGAGCUGCCAGGGCCAUGAUGGUCACCUCCUGUGUGCUCUCUGUGCUGGCAGGUGUGCUCGCAGUCAUUGGCAUGCAGUGCACGGAGUGUGCCAAGGGGAGUCCUGCCAAAGUCUCCAUCGCCGUCUCCGGGGGCGUCGUCUUCAUCCUGGCUGGGUUUCUUUGCCUUGUCCCCGUGUCUUGGACCACGAACGAUGUCGUGAUGGAUUUCUACAACCCUGCGCUGCCCAGUGGGAUGAAGUACGAGCUAGGGCAAGCUCUUUACCUUGGCUUUGUCUCAGCUUCUCUGUCCAUCCUGGGUGGGGCUCUGCUGUGCACGUCUGGCCCAUGCUGCGAGGAUGAGGCGCCGUACGCGCCUCCACCUGGGAGCAUGAGGACUGCCCCCUCCUACAGACCACCAGCUGCCUACAAGGGAAACCAUCCUUCCUCCAUGACAUCUGCUUCCCACAGCGGCUACAGACUGAGCGACUACGUGUGA
This is a messenger RNA of Acanthisitta chloris (rifleman), 708 nucleotides long. It is a transcript of the gene CLDN14, whose product is annotated as claudin 14. The transcript has a single exon. Lineage: Eukaryota; Metazoa; Chordata; Aves; Passeriformes; Acanthisittidae. The record is from RefSeq and is a predicted model, not a curated record. Gene Ontology annotation, molecular function: structural molecule activity. The coding region runs from base 1 to 708 and encodes 235 amino acids. Gene Ontology annotation, biological process: cell adhesion; bicellular tight junction assembly. Gene Ontology annotation, cellular component: plasma membrane; bicellular tight junction.